UGCUUUGCGGCUGCGUCCGCAUGGCAACCGCGAGCUGUGUACAAGACGGAGGAGCAGAGAGACCUUUCUAGAGACGCUGGCUGGGAUUUUAUCAUCCAGACACCAAUUUCCCUGCGCUCAUAUUCGUACAUACCCUGCUUUCUGUUACAUUUGGACACCGCAGACGGACUGGAGCUGCUUUAAUGCGGCGUGUCGUUGGCGCAGACUGACAGCCGACCUGCAAGCUGCCACCACAGAUCUGUAACCAUGACGGCAGAGGAGACAAUCAGCAUCAAGGAGGCGGAGGUGAUCAAGGUGAUGCUGGACUUCCUGAACUCCAGGAAGCUGCACAUCAGCAUGCUGGCCUUAGAGAAGGAGAGCGGCGUCAUUAAUGGACUCUACUCUGACGACAUGCUCUUCCUCAGGCAGCUCAUUCUGGAUGGCCAGUGGGAGGAGGUGUUGCAGUUCAUUCAACCUCUAGAAGGAAUGGACAAGUUUGACAAGAAAAGGUUCCGCUACAUCAUCCUGAAGCAGAAGUUCCUGGAGGCUCUGUGUGUAAAUAACGCCAUGUCUGCUGCUGAAGACCCUCAGAAUCUGGAGCUCACCAUGCAGGCAGCAGUCAAGUGCCUCCACAGUCUGGAGGAGUUCUGUCCAUCCAAGGACGACUACAGCAAGCUGUGUCUCCUCCUCACCCUGCCGCGCCUCACCCACCACGCCGAGUUCAAAGACUGGAACCCGAGCACGGCGCGUGUCCAUUGCUUUGAGGAGGCCUGCGCCAUGGUGGCUGAGUUCAUCCCUGCGGACAGGAAGCUGAGCGAGGCAGGCUUCAGGGCGAGUGGAAACCGCCUCUUCCAGCUGCUCAUCAAAGGGAUCCUUUAUGAAUGCUGUGUCGAGUUCUGUCAGAGUAAAGCAACUGGCGAGGAUAUCACAGAGGGCGAGGUGUUGCUCGGUGUGGAUUUGCUCUGCGGGAACGGCUGUGACGAACUGGACUUGUCGCUGCUCUCCUGGCUGCAGAACGUCUCUCCGGGUGCCUUCUCUUGCGCCUUCGAGCAAAAAACCCUCAACAUCCACGUGGACCGCCUGGUGAAGCCCAGCAAGGCCGGUCACGCCGACCUCCUCACUCCUUUAAUCAACCGCCUGUCCCCGUGCUGCCCCACCUCGCCCUUCCGCCAGAGGCCUCAUUCAGCGGACACCUACAUGUCCAGGUCCCUCAAUCCGGCUUUGGAUGGCCUGUCCCACGGUCUGGCGGCCCAGGACAAGAGAGGCAUGGAGGCGAACAUGAAGUCUGCCCUCAGUCGGAGCCUGGUGGAGAAUAAUGUGCACCAGCAGGACGAUUCACCUGAAAAGAAGCACCCUCAAGGGCUGGAUGGACCCAACACCACACGCACGCCUCUGACCCCUGGAAAAGAUGGUGGCCCUCCCUCCAACACAGAAACAAAUGAGCGUGCUGAUUCCUCAGAGCACAUCCAGGAGUACUACAGGCAGCGUCUCCGCGUGCAGCAGCAUCUGGAGCAGAAGCAGCAGCAGAGACAGCUUUACCAGCAGAUGCUGCUGGAGGGAGGGGUGAAGCCAAUGGACGGAGCCCAAAACAACCUCACAGAGACCUUCCUCAGCAGGUCCAUUCAGAAGUUGGAGGAGAUGAACGUGGGCAUUGACCACAGAGGAAACGAGGUGAUGACACAGUGGAACGGACUGCCGGGGAACACCAGCACUUCCAGUCCCAGAAGCGCCAACACCCGACACACCCCAGACACCGGGCCGCCGAGGGAUAAGCCAGGUGGAGGGGUCAGCAGCACACCAUUAAGGACCGGGAGCCAGGGCUUGCCUUUCCUCAACGAGUCUCCAGUUCCUGUCAGUCAGAGUGCUGAGAGGAUCAGAGCAUCUUGCCCCACAGUCCAAGAUGAUUCUGGCUGCUCUACGACACGUAAUUCACAUGAGCCGGGGAAGUCCAAAUCACAGUUUGUUAAAGUGAACCAGCUGGAGGACACGCAGGCAGUGCGUGCAGUGGCCUUCCAUCCCUCUGGAGCGCUGUACGCUGUCGGCUCCAAUUCGAAAACCCUGAGGGUCUGUGCCUACCCAGAAACACUGACACCCAGUGGUUCUGGUGCAGUGAAGCAGCCGGCAGUGCGCUUCAGGAGGAACAAACACCACAAGGGCUCAAUCUACUGUGUCGCCUGGAGCCACUGCGGACAACUGUUGGCUACUGGCUCCAAUGAUAAAUUCGUCAAAGUCCUGCCUUUCAAUGCAGACAGCUGCAAUGCCACAGGCCCCGACCUGGAGUUCAGCAUGCACGAUGGCACCAUCAGGGACCUGGCUUUCAUGGAGGGCCCUGAGAGUGGAGGAUCCAUUUUGAUCAGUGCCGGAGCCGGAGACUGUAACAUCUACACAACAGACUGUCAGAGAGGGCAGGGUCUUCACGCCCUGAGUGGACACACUGGUCACAUUCUGACUCUGUACACGUGGGGAGGGUGGAUGAUUGCCUCAGGCUCUCAGGACAAGACAGUGCGGUUCUGGGACUUGCGGGUGCCAAGCUGUGUGAGGGUGGUGGGCACAACUCUGCAUGGCACAGGAAGUGCAGUUGCCUCUGUGGCAGUGGAUCCCAGCGGCCGCCUGCUGGCCACAGGUCAGGAGGAUAGCACCUGCAUGUUGUAUGACAUCAAAGGAGGCCGCAUAGUCCAGACAUACCGCCCCCACGGCAGCGACAUCCGCUCAGUGCGCUUCUCACCUGGAGCCCAUCAUCUCCUCACCGGCUCUUACGACAACAAAAUCAUCAUCAGCGAUCUUCAAGGUGACCUAACAAAGCCCCUCCCUCAGACAGUGGCAGGGGAGCACUGGGACAAGGUGAUCCAGUGUAGGUGGCACCCCCACGACCAAACCUUCCUCUCCUCCUCCGCAGAUCGAACUGUCGUCCUCUGGGCACCGGGCCCCUGAGCUGCUCACUGGAGGAACACUGGGUAACUACGGCAGCAGCAGCAGGAAGCACAAGAACACGAGCAUAGGAACCCUGACUGCUUUAGUGUGUCUGUGGGUGUGUGGGUGUGUGUGUUUGUGCGCAUACAUACUGUGAGCGUCACGCUGUUUAUAAGCCGCUCCGUUAGAGUUAACUGUGUGUGUGCUGUGUGUGCAUAUGUGUGUGUGUGUCUAACUUGUGACAGAUGUUUUUGAGGUGGAAAAUCUAGUCACUUUGAAAAUACUCAUUGUAUAUGUCUCUGUGAGUGUGUGUCAGUGUGUGUGUGUGCAAGCAAACGCAACAUUCUGACAAUGUGUGUGUAAUUAAAAGUAAAGCAAAAUAAAGGGAAACUAAUCAGAACAUUUUGCUGCUUUAAAAAGAGGAAACAUGGAAAUUAGCAUUAAUAUUUCUAUUCAGAAUUCAUGUGAGGCUCUGCCUGUUUAAGGUGUGUCUGUGUGUUCACUUAACACCUUUUAGCUUUUGUAAAUAAAGCAGAAAGUUUAACCUUUUCGGAUUUACUUAAAGAUUUACUUGGCAAAUACGUAGUUCGGAUAUAGAGAUGACUAAUGCCUGUAUUGAAGGGUUGAGUAAGUUCACUGCAAGCACACCUUCAAGUUAGUUUUUUUCUCACGAUGCCAAACUACAUUUAAAUCAGCUGUAGUCAGAACUUGUCAGAAACAUGAAGGUCACUUUCAAAGGUAAAUAGAGUUUGGUGCAACAUAAAGAAGUUGCUAUCUCUAUAGUUUCUAUAGGAAGCAGUGAGACACAUUUGGUUAUGCAUAUCAUAAUGUGCCUUUUUGUAACAUUUGUAGAGAUUUUUUGGACGUGUGGAUUGAUUGAGAGAUUUAUUUAUUUCGUUAUUUGCAGCAUUAUUUUGAUAUUUUCUCAUAUGCCCUGGCAUCUGUACAUUUUUGUACUGUCACUGUAAUGCGAAAAAUGAUCAUCCUCUGGCAUUUUUGCGCACUUGUAUUCCCAAAGUGUUUUUCCCUACAUCUGUUACUAUUAAAAAAGAGAGAGUAACUGGCUUGUACCACAGAAGCCCUGAGAGGCAAAGAGGGGAAAUAAUCAAUUCAUUUUCCAUGGUGGGAAUGUGGAAGGCUGGGUACACCCUGGACAGGUCGCCAGACUAUCACAGGGCUGACACAUAGAGAC
Epinephelus lanceolatus (giant grouper) is the source of this 4081-nucleotide messenger RNA. RefSeq names its product WD repeat-containing protein 47-like. Gene Ontology annotation, molecular function: protein binding. The record is from RefSeq and is a predicted model, not a curated record. NCBI's taxonomy places the organism in Eukaryota, Metazoa, Chordata, Actinopteri, Perciformes, Serranidae.